GAAAAUCCCACACGCGUUCUCUGUUCGUGUUCUUCAUCUCAAUCACUCUUUCAGAAGAAACGUACGCAAAUGUUGCUUUCUCUCACUCACAGAAUCUGAUUAGGGUUGUAAAGUUCUUUGGGCGUAUAAUAAUGGAGGUGGCGGAUUUGGUUACAAGUGGCAUUCCAGAAGAAAAUACCUUUGAAGUUGAUGAUGAUAAUAUUGAUAAUGCUAAUUUUGAGGGCGAAAGGUGUGGGAUAUGCAUGGACAUUGUCAUUGACAGGGGAGUUCUUGACUGCUGCCAGCACUGGUUCUGUUUUGCAUGCAUUGACAACUGGACUACCAUCACAAACCUUUGCCCACUUUGCCAGAACGAAUUUCAAUUGAUCACAUGCGUUCCGGUAUAUGAUACCAUUGGUAGCAACAAAGUUGAGGAGGAGUCAUUUUCCGGAGAUGAUGAUUGGUGCAUUGAAGGGAAGAAUAAUACUCUCUCUUUUCCAUCCUACUACAUUGAUGAAAAUGCAGUUAUCUGCUUGGAUGGAGAUGGGUGCAAAAUUCGAAGUGGAUCAGUGACUAUUGAGGAAGAUUCCAAUCUUGAUACAUCCAUCGCUUGUGAUUCAUGUGAUAUAUGGUAUCAUGCUUUUUGUGUGGGAUUUGAUUCUGAAGACACAUCUGAGAGUACCUGGUUAUGCCCAAGAUGCGUGCCACAAAAAUCAGAUGCGAUUUCUAUACAGGGGCCUAAGAACGACUGUGGUCCUGAAAAUGCUAGUAGUGAAUGCUUCAUUGAGGAUGCUUUUUCUGGAAAGGUAUCUGUUUCUGUUGCUGAUGCCGGAGAGACAGCUGUUGUGGUCUCAAUAGUUGGUGAAAAUCAAUGGACUUCAAGACCAAAUGAGAACUUUCUGUCUGCUGUCAAAGUUGAGAAGGACUUGAAUACUGAAACAUUUAUAUCAACUUCUGAUGCCAGUAGUCACAAAGUGGAAACACCGUCUACGGAGAAGACUAUCAUUCAAUCAAUCUUUGAGGGGAAGGAACUGGAAUUGUCCUUAUCACGUGAUGCAUCAUUCAUUUUUCCUUCUAAUUCCUCGGUGCUUAGUGAGUUGAAGACAAGUUCUGCUGACAAAACAAUGAAUGAACAUAGUAGCUUUCUUGGCAUUGGAAAUACUUCAAGAAAGUUGAUUAGUGAAUCCUGUAUUGGAAACAGGCUGUCUGAGAAGGAAUCCACUAUAGGCCUCCAUCUUGGUUUAUCCAUAGGCUCUUCUUUGUCUGUUGAUGACAUAAAGAAUGAUGUAAUUGAAGAUCAAGCUGCUGAAGAUGUCCAGCAGCAAGUUCCUUCAGAAGAAUCUUUGGCAAAAGUUGAAAAUUUUGAACCGGAUGCUUAUGAGAAUGCUGCCAGAAUGGUUGGUGUAAAGAGAAAGCCUGCAGAUUGCAGUGAGCACAUGUCAAGGAAUGCUGAUGAUGGAGAUUUCAAACCUAAGAUUGUGACUGAAGUUUCUAAAAAGAAAAUUAGACCUGAAGGGAGGGUUCAACAGAUGCAUACAAAGGACAAAGCCGAUGCAUCAGUGUCAGAUAAUUCUCAGAAAUGUCCAAGCCCAAUAGCAGUUCGCAAAGAUGAUAGGUUCCAUCAUCAAGAUAAGAAAGGUGUUACAUCUGAUAUAAUGACUAUAGUUCGAGGGACAAACCAUAGACCUUCCAAGGGACUUGCACCUCGAAAGCCUGCUGAUAAAUCAUCAAUAGAACGAGAAAAUACAGCUGGCUUGCGAGUAAAAAAGAUCAUGAGGAUAACUUCUGAGGACAAGGAGUCAUCCGCGGUUCAAAAUCUAAGAAAAGAAAUAAGAGAAGCUGUCCGUAACAAAUCCUCGAAAGAGUUCGGGGAAAGCCUUUUUGAUCCAAAGCUUCUUGCUGCCUUCAGGGCUGCUGUAGCAGGCCCCAAAGAUGAACCUGUUAAGAAGUUACCACCUUUAGCUGUAAAGUCGAAGAAGUCCAUGUUACAGAAAGGGAAAGUACGAGAGAAUCUAACAAAGAAAAUUUAUGGAUUAUCCAAUGGAAGAAGGAAACGUGCAUGGGAUAGGGAUUGCGAAGUUGAGUUUUGGAAGCAUCGCUGCAUGAGAGCUACAAAGCCUGAAAAGAUUGAGACUUUGAAGUCGGUUCUUGGCCUCCUAAGAACAAGUUUGGAUAGCUCAGAUCAGGGGUCUGAAUCGCAGGCCACAAAUCCAAUUCUUUCCAGGUUGUAUUUAGCAGAUACAUCUGUAUUUCCAAGAAAGGAUAAUAUCAAGCCUCUUGCAGCUCUUAAAGCUUCUAGUAAUUCAGAGCAGAAUAAAGAACAGCUCACCUCUGCAGAAACCUGUCCAAAGGCAUCUCUUGAUAAUAGUACUACAAAAUUCACAGAAUCGAACAAGGUUUUGUCGAAGGCUGGGUUUCCUUUGUUUGAAAUUAGAGAAAAUAAGAAUAAUAUUCCAAUCUCAAAGAGCGAUAUGGCUUCUGCUCUGAAUAAAGUACGUUCGAGCACACGCCCAGAAGGGCCAUCUGUUUCUGCAUUAGGUGACUCCAAAGUUAAUAAUCAGAAGCAGCUGGUUGUUAAAUCUGAUAAUAUGAAGAGCGAUAAAAGAAAAUGGGCCCUAGAGGUCCUAGCUAGGAAAGCAGCUGUUACAAGCAGGAAAACAGGAGAUGAAUUACAGGAAGACAACGCAGUGCUCAAAGGAAAUUAUCCCUUACUGGCUCAACUACCGGCAGACAUGAGACCAGUACUGGCACCUAGUCGCCAUAAUAAAAUCCCCUUAUCAGUGAGACAGACACAGCUUUACCGCCUGACAGAGCACUUUCUGAGGAAGGCAAAUUUGCCAGUCAUUUGCAGAACUGCAGAAACAGAGUUGGCGGUUGCAGAUGCAAUUAAUAUUGAAAAGGAGGUUGCUGACAGGUCAAACAGCAAAGUAGUAUACCUAAAUUUAUGUUCCCGGGAGCUAUUGCAUCAUUCAAAUGACAGCAAGUCCAGUACAGCCACAGAAUCAAAUACGUCACCAUCAGCAGAAGUCCCCAUUGAUGGAUCAGAACCGGCUAACAAUGAACUUUCAACUGAUCCUGUAAUUUUAGAGGCACUGAGAACUGCAGGCCUUGUGUCUGAUUCUCCUCCAAGUAGUCCAUUACCAGAAAAGGAAGUCCUCAAUGAUGAUGACCCCUCAAUAAGGGAGGAAGGGCUGGAUAAUAUAUUUGACAUGGCUUCUCAUCCAGAACUGGAUAUUUAUGGUGAUUUUGAGUAUGAUUUGGAAGAUGAAGACUACGUUGGUGCUACUUCAACAAAAGUCUCUAAGCUACCACCAGAAGAAGGUGCUUCAAAAAUGAAAGUGGUUUUCUCUACUCUGAACUCUGAAAGGUUGAAUAAUUGUGUAGAUUUCAAUGAUCAUGAAAAGUCAGGGAAUGUUGAAGCUCCAAAGGACUCUAACUUGCCCCAGAACUGUAGUGACCCAGUCUUAGGAAGCACUAUUUUGGAGGGUGAGGCUGACAAUUCUUGUGUUCCUCCAGAACCUUUAAUCAAUGAAAACAGUGAAGAACCUUCAAUUGCAGAAUGUGAAGAGCUAUAUGGCCCAGACAAAGAACCACUCAUUAAAAAAUUCCCGGAAGUUGCAUCAAGAAAGCAGUAUGGACAAGUUGAUGCAGUAGCUCUAGUACAGAACGAAGAUCCUAUAAAAAAUGAAAAAGCAUCUGAAGUCGGGAGUAAGAGCAAUGCAGAGAAAAUGUUUGUUGCUACUGUUGGAGAUAAGUCUCCUGGUUCUGAACAUUCACCCAACCAAUUUCAAACAGGGGAAAAUGUUGAAAGUAAGGAGCAGAAGUCUGGCAAUGAGACUAGCAAGCAGUCUGAUAGCUUCAAUCAUGUAUUCAAGAAGGUGGAAGCCUACAUCAAAGAGCACAUCAGGCCACUGUGCAAGAGUGGCGUGAUAACAGCUGAGCAGUAUAGGUGGGCUGUGGCAAAAACGACUGAUAAAGUUAUGAGAUACCACUGCAAAUCCAAGAAUGCGAAUUUUCUCAUCAAGGAAGGGGAGAAGGUGAAGAAGCUGGCAGAGCAGUAUGUUGAAACAGCCCAGCAGAAGGAAAAAAGUGAUUCUUUAUAACGGCAGCUGUUUUCAUCUUUCUCAAGUUCUGUACAUUUUUGCUCCCCUCUGACCUUAUCUGGCCCAACGCAGCAUAAGUUUAGGCAAUGUAUAAAAUGAAAAUGAAAAUAACUUUGAGCCAACUUGAUAACCAAGUGGGUUUGGCCUGAACGCAAUUAUAUGGUAGUGUCAGGUAGCCAUAGCUCCAUUACUUGUGCAGAGGUGCAUGUGCUCCACAAACAAUAUGAAAUUGUAAAUUACUGUUGAGAUUUUUUGUACAAUCUAUUGGAUGAAUUCUGCUUA
Molecule: messenger RNA, 4364 nt
Organism: Corylus avellana
Lineage: Eukaryota; Viridiplantae; Streptophyta; Magnoliopsida; Fagales; Betulaceae
Product: RING/U-box protein
Biological process (GO): protein ubiquitination
Molecular function (GO): ubiquitin protein ligase activity
Source: RefSeq, a predicted model, not a curated record